AUGGAAAUACCAAACUAUGAUAGUGUUGAUGACCCGGAUAAAAAAUAUAAACAAUUAUUUCCUUACAUGCCAUCAGACACAUUUCGGAUGUUAAUUUGUGGAAACAGUGGAAGUGGUAAAACUAAUCUUUUGUAUCAUAUGUUAAUUAAACCACUGUUGUACUAUGAUGAGAUUUAUCGUUAUGCACGUAAUCUAGAACAGGAUAAGUAUCAAAACUUAAUUAAAAAAAUGAGGGAGUUGAGUAGUAAAUUGGGAUAUGAAAUACUUCAUGUUAGUAAUGAUGAAAAAACUCCAGUGUCAGAAAUGGAUUACGAAGACAAUCAAAAACUUGUGAUAUUUGAUGAUUACGUCUGUGAUAAAAACCAAAGACAACUUAUUGAUUAUUUCAUCCAAGGACGGCAUAAGAAUUGCUCUGUAAUAUACCUCAGUCAGUCGUUUACAAAACUCCAAAGGAUAUUCGGCUGA
This is a messenger RNA of Porites lobata, 465 nucleotides long. The record is from the annotation of a GenBank genome assembly. NCBI's taxonomy places the organism in Eukaryota, Metazoa, Cnidaria, Anthozoa, Scleractinia, Poritidae.